Jatropha curcas is the source of this 935-nucleotide messenger RNA. The record is from RefSeq and is a predicted model, not a curated record. Lineage: Eukaryota; Viridiplantae; Streptophyta; Magnoliopsida; Malpighiales; Euphorbiaceae.
AGUUUAUCAUAGAUAGAUGAUAUAGAUAGGUUCUUGGCAAGGAAAGACUACUAUAAGAGAAUUGGAAAGGCUUGGAAAAGAGGAUACUUACUUUAUGGUCCUCCUGGCACUGGAAAAUCAAGCUUAAUUGCAGCUAUGGCUAAUUACCUCAAGUUUGAUGUGUUUGAUUUGGAGCUGGCCAAUAUUACUUCUGAUGCUGAUUUGAGAAACGCUAUGCUGGAUAUUGAUAGAAAGUCCAUAACUGUGAUUGAGGACAUAGAUUGCAAUUCUACUGCGCAUAAUCGAUCAAGAUCAGAAUCUGAUGAUUCUGAUGAUGUCCAGCAAUUUUCGCUCUCUGGUCUGCUAAAUUGUAUUGAUGGAUUGUGGUCAAGCUGUGGAGAAGAGAGGAUAAUAGUGUUUACGACAAAUCACAAGGAAGUUUUGGACCCAGCAUUGCUUCGUCCUGGCAGAAUGGAUAUGCACAUUCACAUGUCAUAUUGUACCAGUGAAGGAUUUAGAGUUUUGGUGCACAAUUACCUUGGAAUUAAAGAGCAUAAACUGCUAGAAGAAAUUGAUGGGUUGAUACAAAGUGCGGAGGCCACUCCUGGUUCUUUGGCUGAGGAAUUAUUGAAGAGUGAUGAUCCUGAUGUUGCUCUUGGAGAAGUACUCAAUUUUCUUAAGCAACAGAAAAUUAAAAAGGAUAAUGAAGAUAAAAUUGUAGAAGAAAAGGUAAGCUCUGUUUAGUGAAUCUAAUUUCGUCUUUCCCUUUUUUUUAGCGUAGUUAUUGAGUUUUUAUUAGAAAAGAAAUGUCCAGCCUUUCUCCAGUGACUAAUUGGAUUCUCUACAGUUGGAGGUUUAUUAUUAAGUAUUUUGAUGAGAACUUACAAAUUAUCUUGUAAUUUUCACUUUUACUAGAUUUUUUAUUAUCUUAUAAUAUCUCGUAAAAGUAGAAAUUA